AUGGAAAACAGAAGGUUUAAUAAGCGAGAGAUGUGCGGGUUCCACGGGACGGUCCGUGGGACAUUGCUCUGUAGUCGAGUGAUGGGAUUAUUGCCUCUCAGUGGGCUUACUUGUCCCACUAGCCAUAAGCUGAGGUUUACGUUUCGCUCUCCGUACACGGUGUUCUACGCGAUCAGUCUCUUUGGGCAGGUAUUGAUGUUUAUCAUGAAUUUCUGUUGGGUUGUGCUCAACGGCAUCUCCUUGGCAAAUAUGACUAAUUCAAUAUUCAACACGUCCAGUCUAGUAUCAGUCUUGAUACUGAUGCAUAUUGGUCGUUCGUGGCCUACUCUAGUAGCAAAGGUGGAGGCUCUCGAAUGCAAGCUGCCUCCGUUUACCAGAAAUGUUGGAGCCAUGAGUAAUAUUACCAGUAUAUUUAUUUUCACUGCUGCUGUUGAUGAAGCCGGCAUUUCCUAUCUGACUACUCUGAGAAGAAAUGCCGAAACAAACUCAGAGAUUUUCAACAUCCAGUCUACAUUUGUUUGGAGUUACAACGACUUACUGAUUAUGAUCAUAAGUAUAUACUUGACGGAACAUUUGUUAGUACACAAUGAGCUGCUGAAGAAAGCCGUGGAGCAGGAACAUUUUCCCUGUCAAGUAUUUCGCUCCCAAUACUUGAAGAUCGUUCACCUUGUGAGGUUAAUUAAUGGCCAGUUUGGUAUUUAUAUCCUGACCUCAUUUGGAAGCAAUCUGUACUGGAUCUGUACUCAACUCUUCUAUAGUCUCAGUCGAACACAGACGGGACAUUUUAUCGCUUGUACGUUCAAAGAGCCGGAUGGCGCGAAUGCAGAACACGUGUUUGAUAAUCAUCCUAUAUGUUCUUGGAUGUUGGAUGACAGACGGGCUUUAAAUGGUCUGGAACAUUCUAUUUACUUCACUUAUUCGUUUUCAUUCCUGUUGGUACGUACAUUGAUGGUGCUGCUUCUGGCUGCGAGGAUCCAUUCUAAUUCCAUAGCACCAUUGUAUGUGCUGUACGGGAUCCCAAGUUCUAGGUUUCACGUUGAGGUAGAAAGGUUUAUAGCACAAAUAAACAACCUGAAAGUGGCAAUGAGUGGACUGGACUUCUUCUAUGUAACAAGAACUAUGAUUUUAACCCUUCUUGGAACAAUCGUGACUUACGAGUUGGUAUUGUUGCAGUUCAACAGAUUACUGCCUGUAAAUCAUAGUGAUGAUUUUGACUGCACGGUUGGUGCGAUGGCUGGGCAACUGGCUGCCGUGCAACGUGUCGCGGGCCCGAGCGUACGGCGCGUAGCGUUCCGCGCGCGCCUCAAAGAGCCAAUAGACCACCACAGACGGGGCCCUAAAGGGCUGAUGUUCAGCCGGGGUUGCGGGGUAAGCGCAAUAAGGUACCGCGACCUCGGCACAGAGCAGGAGAAGGAACAGGGGGGUUUUUAG
This is a messenger RNA of Spodoptera exigua (beet armyworm), 1431 nucleotides long. The record is from the annotation of a GenBank genome assembly. NCBI's taxonomy places the organism in Eukaryota, Metazoa, Arthropoda, Insecta, Lepidoptera, Noctuidae.